Molecule: messenger RNA, 2634 nt
Organism: Fonsecaea nubica
Lineage: Eukaryota; Fungi; Ascomycota; Eurotiomycetes; Chaetothyriales; Herpotrichiellaceae
Exons: 2
Coding region: 1-2634 (877 amino acids)
Source: RefSeq, a predicted model, not a curated record
AUGGAUGCCGAAUCUUCUGACAGCGAUGUCUCUGUUGGCGGAGGCGAUGAAUAUCGAUUCGCCGGCCCGUUGACCGCGCCGAUUCCUCUGCCGCCGCCAGCAUCAAAACACGCCUUGGAAUCUUCCGAUGCCGUUCAAGCACGUCUCGAUGAACUCCAGCGCGUCGAGGACCACAAUGUCAAGAAAUAUGAUCUGCUCAGGGCUAAGCGCGCUCGAAAAGACGACAAAAUCCGUCGCAGACGAGAAUUUCAGGACAAGAAAUGGGCUCUCAUUAUGGAAGCUCGUCAACGCAGGGAUGCCAGAAUUGAGGCACGCCGAAGGAGAGAGGAUGCGGCUUUUGUCCAGUUUGAUCAUGAGCUGGAGGAUGAAGAAAAUAAUCUCCGACGCCGGCUGAAACGACUCAAACGUGGACUACCACCCGACGACUCACCAGUACCAGGAGGCCGCAGCAUAUCCUCAUCGUCUAUGUCGCCGCCAGGUCCGGCGCUCUCGACCCUUCCCCCGCCUCCCAAGCGUCACCAGGUUGGUCCUCCAGGCCAGCCUGAUGCCAUUAAUUCAGUUCAGUCGAGACCAGCGCCGCAACCGAACCUAGCACCACCAGCAAAGAGCACUCUGCCCGCUCCCUCCUAUUCCUUCUACCGCGACUCGAGUUCAGCAUACUCACGUCCGUACCAUCACUCAUCCUACUCGACUACUCCAACCAAUGGGCCCCCAUCCAUGACGACCAACGGGUCAGGUCAUGGCCCGCCGCCCCCUGCUGAACGGCCGCAGCUGAACCAUGUAGGACGGCCGGCUUCCCCUCUGCAGCGACCUAUUCCCAGCACCCAGUCACCUGUGACACCAGCAACAAACCCCAAUCCACCGAGACAGAUCUAUGACACCCGCCCACCACCACCGACCACGUCUUCUGGAUUCGCUUCCAUCAACCCGCCACCGGCAUCGGGAUUUGCCACUAUCAAUGCAAGGACGACCGCAACCCCACCCGCGCCUCACGUUCCCUUGUCGAGACCCUUGAAUGAUUCAGAUCCAAACAGGACCCCCAAUCAUCCAGCCAACAAUGGAGUCGAAUCGAAUCAUUUCCAUUCUUAUCCCGGUGCUCCGAACACCUCCAACUCGACGCCGCAAACCGGGAGUGCCAGCAAACGUACACCCUCAACAACUCAUCCGUACCAAAUGUCCGAGGCAUUUGCCAACCGACACCACCACUGCGAAAGAGUCGACACCUUGAAUCGUGGCGUCUGGACGUCGUAUGGGCCGGGAGGCACAGCAGAGCAUCCGACGGGACCAGCAGUUGAGAUGUACCUUCGCUGCAAUCACGAUGGGUGUUCCCGUAUUGAUUGGCGCACUGUGCAUGGUCUGCAAUGCCACAUUGUUAAGAACCACGAUCAGCCGAAAGGCACCAUUGGUAGUCUUGACAAGGCGUUGGAGAGAUACGGCGUCCCAGUUAAAGAAGUCGAGGAAUUUGAAUUCCGCCACGGCCGAGGCACUGCAGGAACAAUGGCAGAUCCAAAGAACUUGAAGAUGAAGCUUAAGACAAAGGUCCAGAGUUUUGGGAGAGUUAGUACCCCGGGGUCUUUCAGUGUCGACCCUGAGGCGAGACCGGCCGGGUACAGACCUAGCCCGGCUGCCACCGACGAUAGUCCCACCAUGUCAGAGGGUCUCAAAAGAAGUCCAGACACAGCCAUGACAAAUGGCUCCCAAAAUCGUGCCGUGGCCAACGAGAACGGGGGACAUUCCACCCCGCAAACGACUACUAGCUCUCCUGCUACAACGCAUACGGCCGUCCGACCCGGUUGGAUGGGCGUAAAUGCGCCGUCGGCACCGGCAACUGUCGAACCGGAACCCAAACGUCUGCAAGGGGAUUUUAGUUCGAUCGACGCUCCAAGCAACGAGGACUCCACCAAUGCGCAAUCGACACCUUCUGGAGAGGCUCUACCGACGCCUACAUCAACCAUCCACGUUGUCACUUCACGACCUCAGUCCAGAGGCACCAUCACAAUCGUGGAAACCGGGACUACUUCUCCUAACCAGCAACGCUCGAAUGCACCAGUUAGACCUGAACCCCCAGCUUCCUCACCUCAAGCUCAGCCAAAUCAAGUUAAGAGAGAAGAGGAUAAGCAGGAGGUGCAGCUUACAGGGCAAGAGCCGUCAAACCAGAAAGACAAGGACCAAGAUGUUCAGAUGACAGGAACUGCCGAGGACGAUCAGGCGAAGGCAAAUGAGAGUCAGGUAAAUGGUACCAACAAUGUCGAGAAGAAUGGCGCACCUGAAAAGGUGGCACACGCACCAGAUUCGGCGACAGAACAAUCCGAUACCAUUGAGAUAGAUGGGAGUGCCUCCAAGGAUGCUAGCACAGCGACUGUCCGACGAUCCACUAUCCAAUCUCCCACGAUUACGACAAGGUCUCUGACCGCGACCACACCUGGCAGCGCACGCCGACCCAGUCGACGCUCCAGUGCUGCGAGGAAGUCGGUGGAUACCGAGGGGGACACCGGUAGGCCUGCGAAUAACGAGAAUGACGACAAAGAAAAGGACGACAAAGAUGGCAAAGAUGAGAAAACGGAGAAGGAGAAUACUCGGCUGGAACCGCGGCGAUCAUUGACUGGACGAAUCCUACGUCGGGGGAGGUUUUAG